AUGUUGGCCCUUGUUCUGCUCAUACUGCUGAGCCGCGACGGGCAAGUGGCCUCGUCGCUGGACGAUGGCCAGUUCGCCUACCAAGGUUUCGUCGGUGUUAACCUCACGCUGGACGGCAUGGCCACCGUCAUGCCCAACGGCCUCCUCGGGCUCACCAACUCCACGCAGCAGACGAAAGCCCACGCGUUCCACUCCACCCCACUCCACUUCCUCCACAAGCCGACGCCGCCGACGAACACCACCGCCGUGCCGCGCUCCUUCUCCACGUCCUUCGUGUUCGCCAUCGUGUCAAGAUACGAUGGCGUCAGCGACCACGGGCUCGCCUUCGUCGUCUCCCCGACCACAAAUUUCACGGCAGCAAACGGCGGGCAAUACCUGGGCCUCCUCAACGCGACAAACGGCCCGGUGAGCAGCCCCAUCUUGGCGGUGGAGCUUGACACCAUCCUGAGCCCCGAGUUCCGCGACAUCAACAGCAACCACGUCGGCAUCGACGUCAAUAGCCUCAUCUCGCAGCAGGCCCAGCCGGCUGGCUACAACGACGAUGACCACGGCGGCGCCUUCCGAGACCUGAAGCUAGAUAGCGGCAAGCCCAUGCAGGUGUGGGUGGACUACGACGGCCAGUCCAAGCAACUCAAGGUGACUUUGGCUCCCGUGCAAGUGCCCAAGCCUAGGAAUCCUCUCCUCUCCCAAGCCAUCGAUCUCUCCACGCUCAUGCCAGAUGCGAUGUACGUCGGCUUCUCGACGUCGAUAUAUGCCGGCUUCUCGUCGUCGUCGGGAGUUGUCCUGGCACACCACUACGUGCUCGGAUGGAGCUUCAGCUUGGACGGACCUGCCCCGCCGCUUGACUUGUCCAAGCUUCCUGCCUUGCCACGCGUGGGAGCCAAGCCUCGGUCCAAGGUCCUGGAUGUUGUGUUGCCGCUCACCACCGCGUUGCUCGUGGCUGCAGUGCUAGCUGUGGUCUUCUUCUCUGUGUGGAGUCGGCGCCGGUUUGCCGAGGUACGCGAAGACUGGGAAGACGAGUUUGGUCCCCAUCGUUUUGCGUACAAGGACCUGCAUCGUGCCACGGAUGGGUUCACGGAGCGGAAUUUACUUGGCGUCGGAGGAUUUGGGAGGGUAUAUAAAGGGGUGCUUUCUGCAUCCAAUUCGGAGAUCGCGGUGAAGAGGGUGUCACAUGAUUCAAGGCAAGGAAUACGGGAGUUCAUAGCUGAGGUGGUGAGCAUUGGCCGUCUUCGACACCGGAAUCUUGCGCAGCUGCUGGGCUACUGCCGGCGCAAGGACCAGCUUCUCUUGGUUUAUGACUACAUGCCAAAUGGCAGUCUUGACAAGUAUUUGCACCAUCCACGUAUGCCAGCAAUAUUCUGGCCCCAAAGGUACUGGAUCAUCAAAGGUGUUGCAUCAGGCCUAUUGUAUCUUCACGAGGAUUGGGAAAAAGUUGUGAUUCAUAGGGAUAUAAAGGCAAGCAAUGUGCUCUUGGAUGAACAAUUGAAUGGGUGUCUGGGAGAUUUUGGCCUAGCAAAAUUAUAUGACCAUGGAACUGAUGCUCAAACAACCCAUGUUGUUGGCACCAGGGGAUACCUCGCACCAGAGCUUGUGCGCACCGGGAAGGCAACGCCCUUAACCGAUGUAUUCGCAUUCGGUAUGUUCCUUCUAGAGGUUGCAUGUGGACGAAGGCCAAUCCAGCAUGACGAGCACAACUCAGUGGUGUUGGUUGAUUGGGUGCGUGAGUGCUGCCGCAAUGGAUCGAUCCUCGAGGUGAUGGAUCCGCGACUGACAGGAAAGUUUGACAUAGAGGAGAUUACCCUCGUACUGCAACUUGGGUUGUUGUGCUCGCACCCAUUACCUAAUGCGAGACCUAGCAUGCGGAAGGUCAUGCAAUGUCUAGACUGCGGUAAAUGCGUCCCGGACUUGUCGUCGACUUUCGCGCUAAUGCAAACCGAAGGCUCCGAUCUGCACGUCAUGUCGUUCUCUCUGUCGGAGACUAGCACUAGUGUUGUGUCUUGUGGGUCUUCAGUGACGGUUCUAGCUGAGGGCAGAUGA
Triticum turgidum subsp. durum (durum wheat) is the source of this 2037-nucleotide messenger RNA. Lineage: Eukaryota; Viridiplantae; Streptophyta; Magnoliopsida; Poales; Poaceae. The record is from the annotation of a GenBank genome assembly.